Messenger RNA from Drosophila serrata, 2329 nucleotides. It is a transcript of the gene Suv3, whose product is annotated as Suv3 RNA helicase. Lineage: Eukaryota; Metazoa; Arthropoda; Insecta; Diptera; Drosophilidae. Gene Ontology annotation, cellular component: mitochondrial degradosome. Gene Ontology annotation, biological process: mitochondrial RNA 3'-end processing. The record is from RefSeq and is a predicted model, not a curated record. Gene Ontology annotation, molecular function: RNA helicase activity; ATP binding; hydrolase activity, acting on acid anhydrides.
GUCUCAGCUGCACCGCCGCUCUGUUAUAUCAGAGGGAAAACCUCAAGGAGCCAUGCAGAACUGUAGACGCUGCAUCAGCCUGCUGGGCCGGCGACCGUGCCUUGGGACCGUGUCGGACAUGCGACGGCUGCACCGGGCGGCGACACUGCUCUCCCGGAAGAAACAGGAUGACAACGUGAACGUGUCCGCGCUUUUCAAGCCGGUGCAGGUCCAGGCCAAUGCCGACGCCGAGGACGUGGGCUCCGAGCUGGUGGGCAAGCUGGAGAAGUCGGAGCUGCUGAAGAUACUCAACAAGUUUACGCAGCGCCGCGAAAUCAAGUCGCUGUGUAGCGAGAACGGACUGGACGCCUAUCUGCAGCAGCAGGCUUUUGGCUCGUUCCGACGCUAUUGCAUAGAGGCGGAUAACCUGCCCGUGGAUCUGCACAUCGUCUUUAGCGAUAUUACUCAGGGAGCGGGACACAUUGACGACAUAUUCCCCUACUUCCUGCGACACGCAAAGACCGUGUUUCCCCACCUGGACUGCAUGGAUGAUCUGAAGAAGAUCUCGGACCUGCGCCAGCCCGCCAACUGGUACACCAAUGCCCGUGCCAUCACCCGUAAGAUCGUCUUUCAUGCUGGACCCACUAAUUCCGGGAAGACCUACCACGCCAUGGAGCGAUUCUUGACGGCCAGCUCUGGCGUCUACUGCGGACCCCUUAAACUACUGGCCACCGAGGUGUACAAUAAGGCUAACGAACGCGGCACUCCUUGCGAUCUGGUCACCGGCGAGGAGCGGAAAUUCGGUAUCGGCGAGGGCUCGCCCGCUAACCAUGUGGCGUGCACCGUGGAAAUGACAUCGGUCAACACUCCUUAUGAGGUGGCUGUUAUUGAUGAGAUCCAACAGAUCCGUGACCCGCAGCGGGGCUGGGCUUGGACGCGGGCAUUCCUCGGUCUUAUCGCUGACGAGGUGCACGUCUGUGGGGAGGCUGGCUCCCUAGAGCUGCUGGAAAAGAUAUGUGAAACUACCGGGGAGACAGUAGAAGUAAGGCGCUACGAACGUCUAACGGAGCUGACGGUAGAGACCUCGGCUCUGGGUUCGUUGGAUAACGUCGUACCAGGCGACUGUAUAGUGUGCUUUAGUAAACAUGAUAUAUACACGGUUUCGCGAGAGAUCGAGGCCAGGGGCAAGGAGGUAGCCGUUAUAUACGGAGGCCUGCCUCCUGGCACCAAACUCGCUCAAGCUGCCAAGUUCAAUGAUCCAGCGAAUAGCUGCAAAGUGAUGGUAGCCACAGAUGCCAUAGGCAUGGGCCUAAAUCUGAGCAUUCGGCGUAUCAUUUUCUAUUCGCUGGUCAAGCCCACGAUGAAUGAGCGAGGCGAGCGAGAAAUCGACACCAUUUCGGUGUCGUCGGCCCUUCAGAUAGCAGGCAGAGCGGGCCGCUUCCGCACACAGUGGGAGCACGGUUAUGUGACCACCUUUAAGCCUGAGGACUUGCAGACUCUGCAGCGCAUCUUAGCACAGACUCCAGAGCCGCUUAAGCAGGCCGGCCUGCAUCCCACGGCCGAUCAAAUAGAGUUGUACGCUUACCACCUGCCCAACUCGUCGCUGAGCAACCUAAUGGACAUAUUCGUGAACCUCUGCACUGUGGACGACUCACUCUACUUUAUGUGCAACAUUGAGGACUUCAAGUUCCUAGCCGAAAUGAUACAGCAUGUUCCGCUGCCUUUACGCGCACGCUACGUGUUCUGCUGUGCCCCCAUUAACCGCAAGAUGCCUUUCGUGUGCUCCAUGUUUCUGAAAAUAGCUCGGCAGUACAGCCGCAACGAGCCGAUCACAUUUGACUUUGUCAAAAGAAAUUGCGGCUGGCCGUUCAAGCUGCCGAAGACUAUCCUGGAUCUGGUCCACCUGGAGGCCGUAUUCGAUGUGAUGGAUCUGUAUCUAUGGUUAAGCUACCGUUUCAUGGAUCUCUUCCCCGAAGCGGCGCAUGUAAGAGAGGCUCAGAAGGAACUGGACGAGAUCAUACAGCAGGGCGUCUUCCAAAUAACUCGCUUGCUCAAAAACACCGAGGCCAGCCAGGAGGGCGGAGAUGUGCCAAGCUACACAGUGCGCCGCGCGGUCACCUAUGUUAAGGAGCCACGUUUACCCAGCUCAUCGCGAGGUCGGCUAACCGAGCGACUGCUGGCCCAGGGUCUCCUCACGCCGGGCAUGCUAAGUGAGCUGCGUAAGGAGUGGGACGCACAAUCUAUUCCCAGUUCCAGCUCAAAGGACACUCAAGAGCCAACCACGGAUAGUGAUGACGAGGACAACUACUCAGGAAAUGCAAGAAAGGUGAGGCGAAAACGUAGAAAAUAG